AGGGUUGUUGCUGAAACCCAGUGAAGGUCGCUGGGGUUACUCUUUCCCAUCCACACAGACGCACGCUUCACCUGACGCGAGCACUGCCGUGCGCGACAGCUAGAGCUCAGUCCCAGUUGUCUCCCACUCGUGUGAGGAGCCUGCUGGUGAUCGGACUGUCGCCUGGAGCAAGUUGGCCGGACUGGAGUUGAUUUACAGCCGAGUCACUCUCUGAGGCACAUAUUUGUCUGCAAAGGGAGACGUUGGAGAGACGAGAAGAGGAGGAGUAAUGGCUAUGGCCAACAUUGCAGAGGAUGACCUGGAUGAAAUGAUGCGCGAGGAAGCGGAGGACGUCUUCUUUGAAGACGGAGUGUCGUCUCGUAUCCCGGACAUCAUGGCGGCCGGCACACACUCCCCUGGAGGGCCUAAUGGCAUAAUACGGAGCCAGUCCUUUGCGGGCUUCAGUACUCUGCAGGAGCGACGCUCGCGGUGCAAUUCCUUCAUGGGAAACUCUGCAGUGCCGAAGAAGCCUCAGUCCAAGCCCAAGAAGCCCCACCUCUCAGGUCACAAAGGGGGCAGCAGUUCCAGAGAGCCGCAACCCAAAAGACUGGAGGAGGUUUACAAUGCCCUCAAACAAGGACUAGAUGAAUAUCUCGAGGUUCAUCAAACGGAGCUGGACAAACUUAUGUGUCUGAUGAAGGACAUGAAGAGGAACUCGCGUCUGGGAGUGCUGUAUGAUCUUGACAAGCAAAUAAAAAGCAUCGAGCGGUACAUGAGGCGUCUGGAGUUUCACAUCAGCAAGGUGGACGAGCUGUACGAGGCCUUCUGCAUCCAGAGCCGGCUGAGGGACGGUGCCAGCAGGAUGAAGCAGGCCUUCUCCUCCUCUCCCUCCACCAAAGGCACCAAAGAAAGCAUUGCAGAAGUCAACCGCCGCUACAAAGAGUACACAGAGAACAUGAGCACCUUUGAGGUCGAACUGGAGAACCUGCUCGGGGAGUUUCAUAUCAAGAUGAAGGGUUUGGCUGGAUUUGCUCGACUCUGUCCUGGAGAUCAAUAUGAGAUCUUUAUGCGGUACGGUCGCCAGCGGUGGAAGCUGAAAGGCAGAAUUGAGGUGAACUCCAGACAAAGCUGGGACGGAGACGAGAUGAUCUUCAUGCCUCUCAUCUCUGAUCUCAUCAACAUCAAGGUGACGGAGCUGAAGGGCCUCGCCACGCACAUGCUGGUGGGCAGUGUCAUCUGUGAGACCAAAGAGCUGUUCACCGCCAUGCCUCAGGUGGUGGCUGUGGACGUCAACGACCUGGGAACCAUCAAACUCAACCUGGAGGUGACGUGGUACCCCUUUGAUGUUGAGGACCUGACUCUGUCAUCUGGCAACUUGAGCAAAGCUACAGCUCUCCAGAGGCGAGUGUCCGUCUACAGCCAGGGCACCCCAGAGACCCCCACUUUCCAGGACAACUCCUUCUUUAUGCAGCCGUAUCCCGUGGAGCGCGGGCGCCUCUCCUUCCUCCACAUGCUCCGAGAAACCCUGCUUGAGAAGCUAAGGCGCAGUCGCUCAUUUGGUGACCUGGCGUCCCUCCGGCCCAGGCCCAAAUCAAGUCUCGAGGUCUAUUCCACUUUACCAGAUGAAAUCUUUGAGAACGGUGGUUGCGGCGUGGCCGAGUGCAAGCGCCUCUCCUUCACCUUCUCCGACACUUCCGGUCCUUCCCCCAGUCCGGCUCCGGUCUCCUUCUCCCAAAGCCAGUCCAACCCUGAAAUCACCGUCACCCCUCCAGAAACAGAAUCUUUACCUGCGCAAACCCUCCCAGCUAGGGAGAAUUCCAUUGCAGAGGAGCAUUUAGUGGAAGAAGAAGAAGAGGAAGAGGAGGAGGAGGAGGACUAUGAAGAGGAUGGAGAGACUGGUAGCAGAGGAAGCGGGGGCAGCAGAACCAGUGCAAGCCUUGCCAGCGAUGAAGUGGAUGUUGCAGAGGACUCAGAGUGGGAACGCACUGAGUCCCAGCGUAAUUCUAGCUCCAACUGUGGCUCAGCGGCCCCCUCCCUGUGCUCCGAUGGACACCUGUCCACAGUGGCCCCUGAGGAUGUGUUCCUGGAUCACGCGGAUGACCUGAAACCCGUUGAACUGGACACAGAGGAGCCGGGCAACCUGACCAGACAGCUUGUGAAGAGGCUGACUUCUUCAGAAAUUGUGCCGUCUUGUGGAAGUGCCGCCGACAGUGGGGGGAGCCUGAGCUGGACAGGUGAGGGGAGCAGGGCGUUCCUAGAGAGCAGCCUAGAGGAAGCCAUCCACAGUCUGCUGGCCAGGCUGGAGUCACUGACUCACCGCUGCAGAGAGCUUCAGGAUCUGGAGCAAGAAGUGAUGCGCCUGGAAGACCUUCUCAAGUGCCGUCUCCCAGGUCACAGGAGUCGGUCCUCCAGCCUCAGCCUGACAGUGGAAAGCGCUCUGGAGAGUUUCGACUUCCUCAACACCUCUGACUUUGACGAUGAGGAUACUGGAGAUGACAAUACCAGCCUUAGCAUUCCUCAGCAGAGGUCACCGCUUUUUGACACUGAUGGAGAGAGGAUUGGGGGUCAGCAUCCAGAGGCCAGAGGACACCUGAGUGAAGCCCUGACAGAGGACACAGGAGUGGGCAACAGCGUGGCAGGAAGCCCCAUGCCACUGACAACUGGAAACGAAAACCUGGAUGUGGCCAUUGUCAUCCACCUCCAGUACUGCAACCAUCUGGUCCAGAUGUUGAGCAGCGGUGUGGGAGUGUGGCAUCGUCGCAGUCUGCUACUUAAACUGUCUGGACAGACUCAGCUGCUGGAGGAGCUCGGAGAGAUCAGUGUGGACCGUCUGGGGGCGGUUACCUCUGCAGCUGACGUCCUUCCGAGCCUUGCAGAGCGCCCCCAACUGAUGACUCUGUGGUCAGAGUGCAGUGGAUCUGCUGGGCUCUUCCACACCACUCUAGAUAGAGUGUUGAAACACUUGAACCAGCGGUACGCCGCCGUCCUGCAGGAAAGACACCCGCAUAGCGCUGACAGAGUGAUUGGCAUUGUUGUGGGUGAGAUGGUGGACAGGAGGGAUCUGGAGUUGGACCUUAACCCUCCUGCUGCUACCCUGUCCCAGGAUGUCUUGACUGUGUUUCAGUUCCACAGCUACAUCCUGCAACAUGAAGUCCUGGACAUGGAGACGCACCUGCUACACCUGGCAAGAGAGGAGGUGUUUGCAGAGGUCCUCUGCUCUGGGGAUUCUUCUCAGUGUCUAGCAGAGCUGGAGGAGGUUCCUCUGGCAUCUCUUUGGCCUCGAAACAGUUCCCUGAGAGUCCUGGCCUCUCUGCUCAAUGCGAAUGACCAGCGGGUCAGCAAGGCAGCGGCUGACUACCUCUCCUCUGGAGCAUCAAGCAGACACUUCAGGAUGAGGGCGGUGGAGUAUUACACUCAAGCUCUGUCAGAGGCUGGAGGUCAGAGCCAGAGAGCAGCCUGCUCGGCCCUCAGCUGUCUGCAGGCAGUGGAGAGCAUCAGAGCGAUCAUAUCCCUCUGCGAUUCAGCCGAUGAGGAGCUCCGCCAUGUCGCCAUAGAAACACUGCUCACGUUUGGUGAGGAAGGACGACUGGCGUAUGAGCAGCUGGACACUUUGUCUGGGGAGCUGAUCCGCCUGGGCACGCGGCGAGGAAACGCCGUCACCACCGCCUUCUGAGCCGCCACAUCAAACUCCAUCCUUGCUUGACUUCAGAGGACAGCUGUAACCUCAGGCUUCACAGAGCUGAUCUUUUUUCUUGCUCUUUGGCAAGCUGUCAGCCAUGAUCAUGUCGCUUUUUCAGAAGAAUUAACUCAAGAAAACCAUACCAACAGCAGGAACACAACCUAUAGUCUCACAGCGCGCACCCUUAAACUCACCUUUUCUCUUUAAACAUCAGUGUCAGACACUUCUCCUUUACCCUGCUUUCUGAGCCAGGCAGAUGGGUGAAAUCGAGCGGGACUGAAUUAAGACUGAACCCUCAUCUGCCCCAGAAGGUGGGAGACGAAGCAUCUUUGCCCUGCAAAUAUUCUCUGCCGACAGACUGCACGUCACACUUGGAUCACUCAGCGAGUACAGCUCUCGCUGUGUCACAAUUUAUGCUUUAUUUCUCCACAAGGAAGUUUUAUUUGUUUUGUUUUUCAUGGUUUUGCAUCAGAAUACUUCUGAUUUUAGAAGAUUGCACACUUGUAUGGCUUGUAAAUAGGAAAUAAUUCCGACUUUGGUGUAAAAUGUGGUGUUUAAAAUGUAAUUUAUUACGUUCCAUCUAUUUUUUUUUUUCUUUUCAGGAAUGCUUUGGUUUAAAGAUGUUUGGCACAGGAGAGUUUGUAAGAGAAAAUGAGAUCAGAAAGCAGUUUACAGUCUGUGUGAAGGUGGCUUACAGUGCCCAGGGUCCAUUCACUCAGCCGUUUACAUGCUUGCAGUUUAACAAGUGCAAUUUUCUGUACAUAUGUGAUUUUUUCGCACCUGGCUGAUGUGAGAAGCCUGUUUUUUAAUUGUCCGCUUUGAUCACCUGAGCCUUGAAGUGGUUAAACAGGUAAAUUUUACAAAUGAAAUGUAAAUGCUUUUUUUUUCUUAACAGACUUGGAGCCAUUCAAAGGCAAUAAAUUCUUUUAGCCAUUUUACUGUUUUUAGGUACUGAUUAUUAAUUAAGCCUCACUUCAAAGUGGUUGACAGAAAUAGUGGGGAAACUGAUCUGAGUAAAGUAACUGAUUCUAGAUCCUUUCAUUGCUACUGUACUACUGAGUCUAAUGCACAAAACAUACCCAUUACCAUAUCUUAUUUAUAUUUCUUAGAAUUCGAAUUAGGUUUGGAUCUAUACCAUAUACAUACAUUUUGUAAAUUAUUUGUAUACUUGUUUUAUUUUCAGCUUUUUGUGGUCCAAAUUAUGCCUUCAUUCUUAAUUUUUGGUAGUUUAUUUUGAAGGAAUAUUACAGGAAUUAUUUUGAAAAAGAUAAUCUUUUUUCUUAAAGACUCUUAACAUUCUGGGACCUUGUUUUGAGAUUUUAAAGUAGAUUUAUUAUAACCAAACAUUCAAUUUAAAUUGAUUUUAACACACUAAGUAUAAGGAAGAAUGUAUUGCAUCUAGAAAAGCACAAUUAAAAAUGACCCUGAACUGAUUACUCCUGUUUAGAUUCAGUUACUGCACAAUAAUAAAGCCAUACUAAUUUUAAUGGGCCAUGUGCUUAUGAAAUAUGGUUCAGUACUGUAUCAUAUGUAAAUGUGUGAAAAAGCUAAGCUUUUAGCUUUUUACAGAACACAAAGGUCAAAACUUAUUUUUCUUUCCAUGUGGAAAAAAACUGUAUUUUGGUUCAGUGUUGCAUUUAAAUCCCUUAGUGGAUGACACAUUUUCUUCCAUAAACUUGCAGUAAAUAGUGUUAAGUUAGGAAAACCUGGCAUAAACAUGCUAAUCUGAAACCUGUGAUUUAAAGCUGAACUUCAUUCAUCUGUGGUGAUUGCUUCAGCACCAUUUGCUUGCAUACUUUAACAGCAGAAUUCCUUCUGCUAAAAUACUGCAAUAAAGUUUAUUUUUGCAUAUUAA
Oryzias latipes (Japanese medaka) is the source of this 5513-nucleotide messenger RNA. It is a transcript of the gene ripor2, whose product is annotated as RHO family interacting cell polarization regulator 2. NCBI's taxonomy places the organism in Eukaryota, Metazoa, Chordata, Actinopteri, Beloniformes, Adrianichthyidae. The record is from RefSeq and is a predicted model, not a curated record.